This is a messenger RNA of Pollicipes pollicipes, 633 nucleotides long. RefSeq names its product dolichyl pyrophosphate Man9GlcNAc2 alpha-1,3-glucosyltransferase-like. Gene Ontology annotation, molecular function: dolichyl pyrophosphate Man9GlcNAc2 alpha-1,3-glucosyltransferase activity. Gene Ontology annotation, biological process: dolichol-linked oligosaccharide biosynthetic process; protein N-linked glycosylation. The record is from RefSeq and is a predicted model, not a curated record. The transcript is spliced from 5 exons. Bases 1 to 633 code for a protein of 210 amino acids. Gene Ontology annotation, cellular component: endoplasmic reticulum membrane. NCBI's taxonomy places the organism in Eukaryota, Metazoa, Arthropoda, Thecostraca, Pollicipedomorpha, Pollicipedidae.
AUGGACAGACGCUACCUGCUGGUGCUGGGCUACGUGUGCGGCGCCGUGGCCGCCUGGUUAGAUCCCUCGUACGUGGCACUGCACGCGUCGCGCGGCCUCGAGACGCCCGAGCACCGGCUGUUCAUGCGCAGCACGGUGCUGGUGGCGGACCUGCUGGUGUUCCUGCCGGCCGUGCUGUGUGUCACGCUUAACGUGCUGGCUGUGUUCGCGCUGUAUCCCGGCCUUAUGCUGAUCGACCACGGCCACUUCCAGUACAACGGCGUGUCGCUGGGCCUGACCGUGGCGGCGGUCGCGGCGCUGUGCACGAGAAAAGUAUACUGCUGGCUGCUAUUCCGGCCUGCAUGCCUCUUCCCCGACUACCCGCUCUCGUGCUUCUGGUUCCUCACCGCUUCAACACUGAGCAUGCUGCCCUUGCUGCUGAAGGACGGCCUCCUGCUCGCCACCAUCGCCACCACCGUCUUCUUCAUCGUAGCCGUCAACAUGACGACGGGUGUGCUGGACUCCGCCGGCGCGCUACCCGAUCUCUGGGCCGUGCUCAUCUCGCUCUACUCGUUCGUCCAUUUUGCCGGCUUCUUCUUGUAUUUUCACCUGAUUCAGUUCCAGUUCUUCGACGAGAAGUUUAAGAUAUGCUGA